AACUUUGAUGGGGCAGAAGCGGUGGCCGAACUGGGAGUUUAUUUACCGGAUUCCCAUGAAACGCUCGGCUGGGGCCGGCCGGGCUGUUUUGCAACCACUGCCCGACUCAGGUGGUUUGAAACCUGAUCGUGCGCUCAUGUGGCCUUAUCUGGGUCUGAGGGAAUCGCCUCGGAACCUGCUCCGAGAGGCCCCGCGCAGGCUCGGGGCUCGGGGAAGUGGAUAGGGUUUAUUUUCUCCGUAAUCCCGGUUUCCCAGCGGGCCAAACCUCCGGGACUGGGGCACCCGCUCCCAUCGUGCAGCUGCAGGAAAACUUGGGCACUAGAAAGUGUGGAGCUCACAGAGAGCGGCAGCUUCCCCGGACCUGUAGGGACCACGAUUAGUCCUCAGUGCCUUCUCGGGAUCCUUGGUUGUGUCCAGCAGCCCUUCGUGUCCCCUGUGCGACUGGGGGUCACCCUAAAGCAUUCAGUUGUCCCUCAGGGAAGCCCCUGCAAAGAAGUGGGCUGGGAGGAGGCAGGGGCUGAGUGGGACCCCCGUAACCCCAAGAGUUGCUGGAUCCAGGUUGGGAUGGGGCCAGUUCAGCCCAGGAAAUUCAGAGGAGGAGGCAGACCAGCUGUGGAUCAGCCCAACACUUGCAAGGGGAGAAGCGGCACAGGGAGGCUGGAAUCCGGCCUGGAUGGGCCAGGGGGGAUUGGCACAGCCCCUCAAGUCACUCACCCAGCCCCUCUCCCCCCAGCCGAGGCCCGAGCGCUGCCGCAGCCUGAGCCGACCCCGCACUGCCCACCAUGGACACCGGAGUCAUCGAAGGGGGUCUCAAUGUCACACUCACCAUCCGGCUACUCAUGCACGGAAAGGAGGUGGGAAGCAUCAUUGGGAAGAAAGGGGAGUCUGUGAAGAAGAUGCGCGAGGAGAGCGGAGCUCGCAUCAACAUCUCGGAAGGGAACUGCCCCGAGCGGAUCAUCACCCUCGCGGGACCCACCAACGCCAUCUUCAAAGCUUUUGCGAUGAUCAUUGACAAACUGGAAGAGGACAUCAGCAGCUCCAUGACCAACAGCACAGCUGCCAGCCGGCCUCCGGUCACCCUCCGGCUUGUGGUCCCUGCCAGCCAGUGCGGGUCCCUCAUUGGCAAAGGAGGCUGCAAGAUCAAGGAGAUCCGAGAGAGCACGGGGGCACAGGUCCAGGUGGCAGGAGACAUGCUGCCCAACUCGACUGAGCGAGCCAUCACCAUUGCUGGGAUCCCACAGUCCAUCAUCGAGUGCGUCAAACAGAUCUGCGUCGUCAUGCUUGAGUCCCCCCCGAAGGGUGUCACCAUCCCGUACCGACCCAAGCCAUCCAGCUCUCCCGUCAUCUUUGCAGGCGGCCAGGACAGGUACAGCAGCGGCAGUGCGAGCUACCCCCACACCGCCCCAUCCAUGUGCCUCAACUCUGACUUGGAGGGACCACCUCAGGAGGCCACCCGGCAGCCACUGCAUGGCAACGAACUUGGGCCAAUUCCAGCCUGGGCUGCAGUUCUUCCGGCCUAUACCAUUCAAGGACAGUAUGCCAUUCCACAGCCAGAUCUGACCAAGCUGCACCAAUUGGCAAUGCAACAGUCACACUUUCCAAUGUCUCAUGGCAACACUGGAUUCAGUGGCGUUGACUCCAGCUCUCCAGAGGUGAAAGGCUAUUGGGGUUUGGAUGCCUCUGCCCAAACCACCUCCCAUGAACUCACCAUUCCAAACGAUCUGAUUGGCUGCAUCAUCGGGCGUCAGGGCGCCAAGAUCAACGAGAUCCGCCAGAUGUCCGGGGCUCAGAUCAAGAUUGCCAACCCCGUGGAGGGCUCCACUGACCGGCAGGUGACCAUAACUGGAUCUGCAGCGAGCAUCAGCCUGGCCCAGUAUCUAAUUAAUGUCAGGCUCUCCUCGGAGACCGGGGGCAUGGGCAGCAGUUAGGGGGGCCCCGGACCCCCCCGCCUCGCCAUCCAUCUGCGGCCCCUUAGCACCGACCCAGGUUUUAAACUAGUUUGUACAUUUUCGGUUCCUCCAGCCUCGCGCCACUCACCAGGUUCAGUUUGUUUCAAAUUUUUUUUUUGUUUUUUUUGUUUUUGUUCUGUUUUUUCGGGGUUAUAUUUUUUUUCCUCUCAAAUUAAAAGCAUUUUAAUUCCUUCGUUCAGCUCUUAAAAUCGCUGAACCCCAAAUCUUAGUUUUAUAAAGCUUCUCUCUCCUCUCCCCACCCCCCCGGCACCUUCUCCCCUGUCCCCGUUUUUUCGGCUCAUGAAGUUUCUGUUUUUGUCAUGAGUUGUAAGAGUGGAAGAAAAAUGAAAAAAAAGCAAAAAAAAAACAAAAAAAAAACAUUUCAGUUUAGUUCUGUAACGUCAGGAAAUUUUUCAAAAAAAAACUGAAUAAAAAGAUGGACUGGAGCUUUUCCUUGUGAAUAGAACCUGCAGGAUAUUUUGGUUAAUGGA
Parus major (Great Tit) is the source of this 2440-nucleotide messenger RNA. It is a transcript of the gene PCBP2, whose product is annotated as poly(rC) binding protein 2. NCBI's taxonomy places the organism in Eukaryota, Metazoa, Chordata, Aves, Passeriformes, Paridae. Gene Ontology annotation, molecular function: mRNA binding; single-stranded DNA binding. Gene Ontology annotation, cellular component: nucleoplasm; nucleus; cytoplasm. The record is from RefSeq and is a predicted model, not a curated record. The coding region runs from base 783 to 1928 and encodes 381 amino acids. The transcript has 15 exons. Gene Ontology annotation, biological process: positive regulation of transcription by RNA polymerase II.